UUUCCGCCCCGGUUAUUGGGGGGGGGGGUAAUGUGUUUCGGGAUGUGGCGGCCGCAGUCCCGGUCGGGUGGUACCGACAGGCGGCGUCGCGGCGGCGGGGGGCAGGCAGCGAGCUCAGAUGGUCAGGAGCGGUUAAUGCCUGCAGGCUCUCUUCAUAAAAAGAAACUGGCAAAAAGACCUGGAUACAUGAGGCCAGAAGCUCAGCGACAGAUAGAGUUUCAGUCCCUGGGUGCCUGCAAGCUGUUCAACCUAGAAGAGCUCAAACAUGGCAGGAAGUAUUGUGGAGACUUUGAGAACUGCUCUCUGUGCAGACAAUACAAAAAUAACUGUGAAUUCUUACGCUGCAGUUCAGUUGUAAAUAGUCCUGUAGUUCCCGCUAAUGGGGUAACAAUGUUGGCUGCUGCUGGAAAUAUGCCAGAGAGCUGUAAAAAUCUUUUGUGUUACAAGAGUCCAGAAAACACGGUGAUACCGGUUUACCCUGCUGCACCAACAAGCAAAGGAGAAGUUUCUGCUGUAUGCUGUACGCGGCAGAAGAGCCACGGCGCUAAAGUGAGCGAGCCCCAAAACAUGUAUGCUUUGGAUCAGACAGAAGUGAAUAACAACUGUGAAUAUCAAAACAGAGAUGUUGUUUCUUGUUCUGUUGGUGCACACGAUAGCUUUAGUUCAAAUUUCAGCUUCAUACAGCUCUCCCUGAGCUCGUCCUCUGGAGUAAGUGAUGCUGAAGGCAAGUCAACUGUCGAGGAAGCUGAGCGCGUUCUGCGUCCCAGCACCAUAGGAAAUCUGCAGAAGCCAGAGGAGACAGCGCAGACUUGUGAGUACUCAGGAGCUUUGCACUGCAUCUCCAGGCCCAGAGAGGAUUUGGAGUAUGAAAAUGAGACCACAGCGAAUGAUAAACUACAGGACUGUGAGACUGUCUCUCUCGCAGAUACAGAUGCAACGUUUUCAUAUUCUACAGAUUCCUCGGAUGCAGCAUCCGCCGGCUCUUCUGUCACCUCAGGCUAUGAAAGUAGCUUUACUAUUAGUGACCGUAACUGGGAUACUUUGAUGAAAAAAUAUGAACCAGUGCUACAGGACUGCCUGCUCGGCAACUGCAGUACAUUAAAGAUAAAAUCCUUGGUCUUACGGCUUCAGAGGCUUCAGGAAAAAGCAAUAGAGGAAGAUGACUACGAUAGAGCUGAUAAAUUUAGACGGAAACUGGAAGAACUGGAGAAAGAGAAAAAUUCUUUAAAAUUUCAGCUUCCUUCAAGGCAUCCUUCAAUUAGCAGUUUUUUGGACAGGUUCGUUACACAAGUUCAAGCAGCAUUGCGCUGGGCUGCCGAUCAUCGGGUUAGACAUGAAGAAACCCAGCUUUGGCACGAAAACGAACAUAAACUUUGGAGAUCCACUUACCAGGAGAGGACACAGGUUUCGGCCACAAAACGAAACCAACUUUUUCAAGAAAAGAAAUGGUUACAGAAAGAAAUUGAAGACCUCCGAGCAAGACUGACUGUAUUAGAAGCAAAAGAUCAACAGCUAAGAAGAGAAAUUGAAGAACAAGAUAGGCUUAUUCAGUCACAGGACUGUGAACUCACUGCUUUACUUGGCUGUGUUUCUUUGAAAGAACUACAGGAAAUAAGCAAGGCUGUGGAUGAUAUUUUAGCAUUCUCCUAUCAAAUUCCAUUCAGUCUGGAUCUUCCAGGGACAGUAAAGAGCCUUCAGGAAAAAGAACAAUCAUUCAGCAUGACCAUUAAAGAAACUACUGCCAAAGUUUGCACGAGUCAGAAACUCUGCAGUACUUUGAGGAGGAAAGUGAGUGAUAUUGAGACUCAACUACCAGCUCUACUGGAAGCCAAAAUGCUGGCUGUUUCAGGAAGUAAUUUCAGUACUGCGAAGGAUCUUACAGAGGAAAUAAGAUCACUAACAUCUGAGAAGGAGGGGCUGGAAGGACUUCUCAAUGAACUGUUGGUUGUGAGUGCCAGAAAUGUCCGAAAAUUAGAGAGAAUUAAAGAUGAUUACACCAGGCUGAAACAAGAACUUGAACAAGGAGAGGCUGCCUUUGUGGCUAGUGUAAAAGAAAAUGCUGAAAAGUACAUGGAGAUGCUGGAGGAUAAACUGCAUAGCUGCGGGAGCCAGCUGCUCCAAAGAGUGUGGGAAGCUGACUUGGAGGCCUGUCAGCUGUUGAUCCGAGGGUUUCAACUGAAAGAAACCAGUUGCUGUGGUUUUGAGGAAGAGGAGAACCAAAUGGAUGAGAUGGAGAUGACUGCUGAUGGCCCAUCCGAUUCUGAAAAAAGAAAAGAAAGUCACUUUUCAAAGGGCACAGAGCGGGGCACUGUUCCCUGCCCCAAACACAGUGAGCUAAAAGAGGUUAUGGAAGACAUUUCAUUUGGAGCAGAGGGUCAUUUAUCUGAGAAAUGAUUUAAGAGAUGCCCUGGCCUGAUGUUCUGGAGUUUCAAGUGCUCGCAAUUUCCAUUAACUUCUGCCAGGGGUGAGGGUAAGCAUGCAGCACUUCUGCCAACAAUAAGUCACUGUUCUAAACCUUGUACCAUAACAUGAAGUAUCUGCCUGCAUGGGAAAAUUUUCGUAGUCAUUAUUUAUGUUAUUUUGAAUGAUUUUAACUAUUAUAGGAGAGAAAGGAUUUAGUACAGGUGAAAGAAAUCUGGGUUUGAUAUUCUGCAGAGAAGGUCUUCUAAGGCUUUUUUCUUAUUGGGGUUAUGAUAUUGCUAGUUGGAAAUAAGGCAAUGCCUUUUUACGAAGGUUCCUCUGUAGGAAGAAUUAAUUUUAAGGAUAUAUCUGGGAAUCCUGCUUCUCAGCACAACCACCAAAGGCUCUAAUAGAACUCUUAAUCCUUAAUAGAGUUAGAUUAAUCUAGCUACCACAAUACUGAUUCUUCUAUAUAAAAUUGCUGAACCAGAUCCAAGAGCGCAUUGGAAGGUGUUUGCACUGGAAAAGCUGAUCAAACAUUUUCCUUGAGUAAUGCUGUUGAGGAGCUGGUGCUUAUAGGUGACUAAAAUGACUUGUAAAAGGGUAAAAUGAAAUGCAGAAGACUGAAGUGGAAGCCGUUCCCUCGGCUCUUAAUUCAAUAUGCUGAUGCUCCAGCUGUGCAUCUGCUGGAACAUUGUCUGUUCUUCCUGUUUCUUUCAUCAGACUCUCGCAUCUCUGGGAGAGAAUGAGAAUUUCUGCUUUGCAUGAGAAGCCAAAAGAAUUUCACCUUAAAAAAACAAAUCACACCCACAUUUGUGCUGUUUUCACCUGCUUAAGGAUUUGGGGGUGGGGGGGCAGAAUAAAUCCCAGCCAGCUACAUCCCCUGUUCAUAGAAAAAUCCAUAAAGCAAUAUUGCAUCUCAGCUCUUUCCUGAUUCCUGCAAUUUCUCCUAGCUGCUUCCUAAAAGUGCUGUUAGUGCAAAAAUAACCAAAGGAGUCUUAAGACUUACAGUAGCUUGUAGCAUUGACAUAACCUACAAGCUUGGAUGAGUUGUAUUUUAUUAAUAUGUUGAGCUGGAGGCAGAGUCCACUCUCCUCUCAGAGAUAUUGUUGAUCAGUGUAAAGUGCCGCUUUCCAACCGGGAGCUGUUCUGAAGAGUUUGUGUGGAACUGACAGCAGUUUCCCUGCCUACAUAGACAAAUGUCAAAUAAAAAUGUUACCAGUGACGUUACUAGGCAUGAAAGGCACUAAGAGAAAUCUUUCCGAUCUACUUCUCUGGGCUAUCAAACUUCUUUGAAAAGAGGGCCUGGAGGCAGAAGCUGUGGAAUUGGUUGAAUAUUUGGAAUUAUUCUUGUAUAUCUUUGAGAGCAGUAUACUUUUUUUCCCAUUUCAUUUAUAACUCCUCUUGACGCUAAACUAGAGUUCUCUGUGUGACCACAUCUUUCCAAUCCAAAAUAAGAAAGACCAUAUAUACAUGUUCUGGAAAAUCAUAAUUUAUGUGAUGACCCUCCUGCAUUUUUCAUGUGAUGCCUGCAAGUAUGUUUCUGAGAAAUGAUGCUUGUCUAAACUAUGGAGGAACUUCUCAUUUCAACUAAAAAGACAGCUGUGUCCUAUAAGUGCAAAAAUAGUUUAUCUGCACACUAUUAUUGCUGUAUUAAAGAGGAAUUAAGCUGUGAAAUACCUGUUAGGAGUUUAUGAUUAAUAGGCUGUAACCCCUACCUUUAUGGAGAUGUUUCAGUUACACUGCAGUGCAACCAUAAUCAUAACCAUACAGUUAUGAUUAAAUGGGUUUCAAGUGUUUAAAGACCUAAACAAGUUUGAUCUGAUUUUUAUUUAACUCAGAUUUCCCUGCCUUCCCAUAUUGUUGUAACAGUUCUCCAUUGAGCAUAUUUCCCUAGUACUUAUUAUUAAUUUAUCUUCAUUUCCAAGAUAAACAGGAUUUUUCUUACAUUAUUAGACAAUCCGUUAUGUGCUCAGAAUGUGAUCAUUCAGGAAGAAUACAGUGUAUUUUUUUCACAUGAGAUAAAAUGGAUGUUUUACUUUGAGAGAAUCUAAGUAUUCAGUUGACAAAGGAAUGAAAGCUAGUGAGUUAAAAACGAUAGUCUCUUAUUUCUAAUGAUGUUUAGUGCAAGACCAAUGCACCAGUAAAGUCCUUGCCUGGAACUGCAGCGGGGUAGCCAAAGCUUAGAACCCCAAAAUACAGAUUAGUACUGAUGCAAAGCACCGUGAGAGGCCUUUGCUACAGAACGAGUGUUCGCCUUAAGUCCUAGGGUCUUGGGGGCUUGUUCUCUGGGUUUUCAGGAUCUGUGCCCAUUAGAGCGAGGCCACACUUGCAACCUGGAGCCUCUUUUGCCAACCAGGUACCUAAACGCUGUCUCCAGCAUCUUUCAAACCACCUGAAGUUCUGCGAGGGGGUAGGGCUCAAAGGCCCAUUUUGCCCUGUACAUUCACUGACGUGGUGAACAGGGAAAAACAUUUUGCUGUGGAUCUUCACAGCAGGGCUAGACAAAUCCAGCCAGUGUGCUCAUCAUCGACAUUAGCUGCCCAGUGAACUCCUUGUAUUUGCACAUAGGAGAGAGGAGGUGUGAGGGCAGUUCUAAAGUGGAGGAAAUUGAUCUUUUCUUGCAGCAACUAAUGAUAGUGCUAAUUGGGUGACCGAUUAUCUGGAUAAAUGUUCCUGCCAUCAAUAGCAACCUAAAAGAGAAAGGGAUACCCUACUGUAAUGCAUGUCUUUAUAAUGCUUUUUAUAUUUAAAUAUACUUAAUGGCACAGGUAUUCAGGAGUCUACUGUAACAUGUACUUUUUUCUGUUUGCUGUCUGUAGUAACUGAUGGUUUCAAAACAGGACUAGAAGUGUCAUCCUUCUUGACAGCAUGAAUGUGAUUCAAAAUCUUCUCUAGUCAUGGUUCUUGAUAGAAGCAGUGACUGGAUCAGACUAAAGUAUUGAAUAUAUUGAUGUUAUAAGAGCAAGAAUCUGCUUUUUGUGUGUCGCUAUAGGAUACCCAUUCUUCAGGAUCUGUACGGGACUAAUUCAUUUUGUCAAGUAGACAGGCUGUAGAAAGAGUCUGGUUUGGAAACUUCACUUACAGCUUUUGUCAGAGCAAUACUCGGGAGUUUGUGCACUAAUUAAAAGCUGUUCUUUCCAAAUUAACUGUUCAAUGAUUAUAUAGCACUGAAUGUUUUUUGUCUUGUUUUUCUUGUAUUUGAGAUGAUGUUUAUGUGAAGACCUGAUUUUCUUAAGUGUAAUUAACUGUUUGAGAAAAAUCAGUGUUCAGAGGUGGAGCUUUCUCUAGAUGGUCCUCAUUUUAGAUGUACUUUCAGAGUACUACGUUUUUACAAUUUACUUACUCUUCUAGCCUGAGACCCAAGUCCUUUCAGACAACUGUCAUCUGUUCUUGCAUGCGUGUCACAGAAUGAUUCCCUAAAAGCUUUCUAUUGAUAUAAAUUGCCUGGGUUAUCCCACUCCCUAACAGCUUAUGGAGCCCUGCUGGUGUACUGAAUAAUGAUUUAGCAGCUGGAUGGAAGACUUCUGUCCCUGGUGUUGAGAAAAGGACAUUCCUAGUUGCCGUAGGGAGAACAUGUACCACCUUCUCCUCCCCUGUUCUCAUUUUAAAAACAAUGGGUCAUUUUUAUGUCUAUAAAUUCCAUGGAGUGCUGCUGUAGAUUCUGCUUUUGGUAAUGACGGAAGAUGGCUGCUCAGGUCUCGUGCACAGAGCCGGGGACUCAGCCAGUUGGUUCUCAGGUUGUGCUUCGCUGUGUCUAAGCCGCGGGCCUUUGCAGUAUAAGUUCUCUCCAGCUCACUCAUGCAGGUUCGAGCUGCAGCUGGUUGCGAACCCGUGCAAUCUGCUGAAUAGCCACGUCUGGCAGAAGACCUCGGAAGGCAGAAACUCUGUGCUGCAACUGAGGACGUGCCAGCAAGCAGAGCUCUUCUGACAUUUGACUGUGUAUGCACUGUAUGACACAAAGUGUAAGGAUAGCACAGAACUGAGGUCUGGUAAAUGUGUUUACCAAAAAUCAGAUUGUUUCAUAGUGGGCAGUGUUCCAACAAGUAUUAGCAUGAUUUCUUUGGAAGUCCUUUGAUUGAAGGCUUGAUUUCUUUUGAACAACCACUGAUGGCUGCUAUUACAGCAACAGAUCAGCGCAAAAGACUCCAAGUACUUUUUUAAAGGAGAAGAACUCUCUGAAGAUUGUAUAUGGCCACAUGUGCAGCUGGCUAUAUAGAUGAGUGCAUAUACUUAGGUCUAGAGAAAAUCCAUUUGUCUGGAUUCCAGCUGAUGAAUGACUCCAUUUUUUUCAACAUGGCUCCAGCAGAGCUUCAUCUUGGCACCAUAAUCUUUUCCUUACAGAAAACCCCCGUCGUUCACUGUAGACAGCACUGUGGUGUCUUGGGAGGGAGAGGAGAGGCUUGUCUCAGUGCUGCACAAUCCCGCCUCAGAUUUGCUGCUUAUUUGGGUCAUUUCUCAAAGUAAUAGUCAAUAUAAGAUAUGAAAGAUAAAGGUACAAGUUACCCUUGUGCAGUACAUGUGAAAGCAAACAAACUUCUGGGAAGAACUUUGCAACUGGUUUAAAAUAGUUUAAAAUAGAAAAGGCAUUUGUCUGUAUAGUAGAGAACCAUUGUCUUUGAAAAUAUAGUCUUGUUUCAUGAUAACACAAUAAAAAGGUGUAGUUUCAUCUUGUCAUCUUGAAGACUUUGAUGCAUUUUCUCUGUCAGUUGACCAAAGUCCAUAAGUAUUCUAGCCAGAUUUUUCCUCAAAAAAGUAAGUACAUUUUGUGUUUUUAAGAGAUGCCGAAAGUGAUGCUUCUUGAAAUAUUUAAAUGGCCUAAAAGUGUAAAUCACAUUUAUAUGAACAACUUGAAAUUUAGGAACCUAAAUGGUGUAGUCAGCGUGAGAUUUCCCUCCCCUGCUGUGGUGAGACAAUGGGGAAGAGGGAGAGCCGUUCAGACUUCACACGCCUUUAAUCUGCUGCUGAAAGUGAGAUCAUGACUUUUUUCUUCUGGGAAAUAGACUGAGACCACAAGCUCAUUCCAUUUUGUAUAAAUCACCAAAUUAUUAUAUAGUAACAACUUUUGGUCUCUCUAAUGGGAAUUUGCUUUUAGGCAAUGUCUUAACACUACAAAGUAUCAUAUCUCCUUGCUAAUAUUUUAUUUUCCCCUUAAUUUCAUGCAAAUUUGAUAUAGAAAAGUGCAGUCUGCAGCAAACAUGUUUUCUU
Grus americana (Whooping crane) is the source of this 7608-nucleotide messenger RNA. RefSeq names its product DISC1 scaffold protein (gene DISC1). NCBI's taxonomy places the organism in Eukaryota, Metazoa, Chordata, Aves, Gruiformes, Gruidae. Bases 31 to 2394 code for a protein of 787 amino acids. Gene Ontology annotation, cellular component: microtubule; centrosome; intermediate filament cytoskeleton. The record is from RefSeq and is a predicted model, not a curated record. Gene Ontology annotation, biological process: cilium assembly; neuron migration. The transcript has 13 exons.